AUGGGAAGGCCUCAUGUUAUGGUCAUACCUUACCCAGCACAAGGCCAUGUACUUCCUUUAAUGAGCUUCUCACGUUACCUUGCGUAUCAAGGAAUCCAAAUUACAUUCAUAAACACCGAGUUUAACCAUAAUCUCAUAAUCAACUCCUUAUCCAAAUCAUCCCACGAUGAUUACAUGGGGGAUCGGAUCAAACUUGUUUCGAUCCCCGACGGUUUAGAAGAUUCACCAGAAGAAAGGAACAUUCCCGGGAAGUUGUCUGAAUCUGUUUUGAGUUUUAUGCCUACCAAAGUAGAAGAACUGAUAGAGAGGAUGAUCUCGGAACGUGACGGUCCGAUCAUUAGCUGCAUUGUGGCUGAUCAGAGUUUGGGAUGGGCAAUUGAAGUUGCGGCUAAGUUUGGGAUCAGACGAGCCGCGUUUUGUCCCGCCGCGGCUGCGACUAUGGUUCUUGGAUUUAGUAUCCAGAAACUAGUCGAUGAUGGUCUCAUUGAUCCUGACGGGACUCCAAGGGUAAAUAAGUCAAUUCAACUGUGUCCUGCAAUGCCAAAGAUGGAAACAGACAAGUUUGUGUGGGUUUGUCUGAAGAACAGAGAAUCUCAGAGGAACAUAUUUCAACUUAUGCUUCAAAACAAUAAGUCAAUCGAGUCAACGGAUUGGUUGUUGUGUAACUCUGUGUACGAACUAGAAACGGCAGCGUUUGGACUUUCCCCAAAAAUAUUACCAAUUGGGCCCAUUGGUUGGGCUCAUAGUGAAUCCACGUCACUGGGAAGCUUUUUACCUCAGGACCGGGAUUGUCUAGAUUGGUUGGACCGGCAGAUUCCCGGUUCGGUGGUAUAUGUUGCCUUUGGGAGUUUUGGGUUUAUGAGUAAGGCGCAAUUAGAGGAGCUAGCAAUUGGUUUAGAGCUUACCAAGAGGCCGGUCUUGUGGGUCACCGGCUCGGGCGAUCAACCACCUUUAAAACUCGUGUCGGAUCGGGUCAAACUGGUGAGAUGGGCUCCACAACGUGAGGUCCUUUCGCAUCGAGCCAUUGGAUGUUUCGUGAGCCAUUGUGGUUGGAAUUCAACUUUGGAAGGAGCUGAAAAUGGGAUACCAUUUUUAUGUAUCCCUUAUUUUGCAGAUCAGUUUAUCAACAAAGAAUAUAUAUGUGAUGUGUGGAAGAUUGGAUUAGGGCUUGAACGAGACGAGCGAGGAAUGGUUCCGAGGUUAGAAGUGAAGAAGAAGAUCGAUGAGAUCAUGGGAGACGAUGGAGAAUAUAAAAAGCGAGCUAUGAUGGUUAAAGAGAUUGUGGUGAAAAGUAUAGCAAAAGAUGGUAUUUCACAUGAUAAUCUUAGGAAAUUUGUCAAGUGGAUCAAAUCAUAA
This is a messenger RNA of Arabis nemorensis, 1356 nucleotides long. Lineage: Eukaryota; Viridiplantae; Streptophyta; Magnoliopsida; Brassicales; Brassicaceae. The record is from the annotation of a GenBank genome assembly.